AUGCAUGCUCUUGGUCGUCUGCUCAUUUUCUCGCACAGCCAAACACUACCCAUCUCAGGCAUGCAGGACCUCCUCCAGUACAAGGACCGGGACCAGUGGUACCUCCCAAAGUUUGUGGCGGAUGAUGCUCCAGACUGGAACCCAGGCAAAUUUCUGAGGUCCAGGCAGCUUGGUCCAGGUGUCAAGGAGGUCGUUCUGGAAGCUGAGAUCAGCAGGGAGCAGAUCCCCCUGCGCAAUGCCUACAAGCACAUCGGCCAGAGGGCCACCAUCAGAAUUAACAGCGGUGUUGACACCGAGCUGCCAGUGGCGCGGGGCCCCUUCCCGCAGGAGCUGAACAAGCAGGCGCUGUUCCGGGCGCGGCUGGACAUGCACGCGGGCGAGAUCAAGGCCGUAAAGGAGGUGGACAGCGUCAAGGCAGAGCUGCCGCUGGUGGUGUACCAGGACGAGGCGCCCGACAUCUACAAGAUGGCCGACGACGACGCCGUUGAAAUCGGGCCCUUUGUGGGGAGCGGCAUGGACCUGAGGGGCCCCAUCAUCUCCAUAUACACCUUCCCCACGAUUGUCAUCUUCUGCGAGGGCCGCGGCAUCGCCGCUGCAAAGGCGUUGGUGGAGGCGCAGCCGUCCGAAGGCGGCCUCAACUUCCCCUACAGGGAGGAUGUGCGCAUGUACUACAGGGCGCCGAACCAGGAGGCGCUGUGCUUCAGAGAUGAGCUGGAGGAGUGGGAGAGCAAGUAUGGCUGCAAGGUGGUCACAUCCACGCGCGGCACCUUCCAGGACAUGUUUGAUGACGAUGACACACUGGCCUAUGAGCCUGCCAGCACAGCCGCCAUCAUCCUGACUGGUGGCGACGAGGAGGCAGAGGCAGCUGCCUUGGAGGUGUGCAAGGAGGCAGAGAUCACAGAGAUUGCCAUCGACAGCAGAGAGCAGAUCCAGUCUGUGUAUCUGGUGAAGGGAUCAGAAGGGCCUACAAAGUCAGACAGAAAAAAGGAACCUUCAGCAGAUACCUAG
Molecule: messenger RNA, 1008 nt
Organism: Coccomyxa subellipsoidea C-169
Lineage: Eukaryota; Viridiplantae; Chlorophyta; Trebouxiophyceae; Coccomyxaceae
Exons: 8
Coding region: 1-1008 (335 amino acids)
Source: RefSeq, a predicted model, not a curated record